AAAAAGCACACUGAAAAAAGUCAAUGUCAAGUCCAAAUGAUAUAACCAACACAACUUAACCUAACUCGCACAAAGAAAAUGUACCCGAAAAGAUAGUGGAAACAAUUUAAAUUCAACAUGUUAUCAAAGUUAAUUACACGAAAUUAUAUCAGAUAUACAAGAAUUUUCGAAAGUAAACUUCAAAAUAGUUUAUCGGCAUUCAAUUCCAGCUAUACAAAUCCCACAUUUAAGGAAACACCAUCUGAUAAUAAAUCGUUAACUGCAAAAUUAGUCAACAAUUCACCAAAAAAAGUUCAGCCAUAUUUAAAACUAGUGAGGUUUGAUAGACCUAUAGGCACGUUGUUAUUAUUUUGGCCAUGCAGUUGGAGUAUUGCUUCAGCAGCAGUUCCAGGUUCUAUACCAGACCUGUCCAUGUUAUCAUUAUUCGCAACAGGAGCAUUAGUUAUGAGAGGAGCUGGUUGCACAAUAAAUGAUAUGUGGGAUAAAGAUAUUGAUGGAAAAGUCGCAAGAACCAAAGAGAGGCCUUUAGUGAAUGGUGAUAUAUCUAUGAAGCAAGCAUUUGUGUUUCUUGCUGGACAACUAAGUGUAGGUUUAGCUAUUUUAUUACAAUUAAAUUGGCCUAGUGUAUUUCUCGGUGCUAGUUCAUUAGCUUUAGUAGUUACUUAUCCUCUUAUGAAAAGAGUUACAUAUUGGCCACAGUUAGUUUUAGGAUUGACUUUUAACUGGGGUGCUCUGCUAGGUUACAGUGCAAUACAUGGAUAUGUUGACGUACCAAUAUGUGUACCUUUAUACUUAGCUGGUGUGUGCUGGACUAUUAUUUAUGAUACUAUUUACGCCCAUCAAGAUAAAUCAGACGACUUACGAUUAGGGAUUAAAUCCACUGCACUUAAAUUUAAUGAUUAUACCAAAAUAUGGUUGAGUGGAUUUGCUUCAACAAUGAUAGGAAGUCUCAUACUAUCUGGAAUUAUGAAUUCGCAAACUUGGCCAUAUUACACUGCUGUGAGCUUAGUAUCUUUACACAUUGCAAAUCAAAUCAUUUCAUUAAAAGUUAAUGAUGCUAGCGACUGCUCUAGAAAAUUUCUUUCUAAUUCUACUGUAGGUUUUAUUAUAUUUUGUGGCAUUACUUUGGGGAUAUUAUUGAAGAAAGAAAAACCUAAAGAAAAUAAGGAAAAGAAAUAUCUGUUACCAUUAAAUUUACAAUGAGUGUGAAAACAAUGUUUUAUUUAUUUUUUUUAUUAUUUUAUUUUAAUUCAUCUAAUAUUUCCAAGUCAAAAUAAUGUGUCAUUGAAGAAAAUUAAAAAAUAAUAAUUGUUUUAAUGAAAUAAAUAAUAAAUUAUUGUCCAUGUUUCAUUAAAAACUGAUUUAUUAGUAGAGAUAAGGAAAAUGAAAAUUUAUUGUAUUUCUUUCUUGCCAUAUGUUUUAGGAUAGCUGAAGUUACCCAAAUAAAGAAACUGCUUAGUAUGCAUCUUA
Messenger RNA from Diorhabda carinulata, 1470 nucleotides. RefSeq names its product 4-hydroxybenzoate polyprenyltransferase, mitochondrial (gene Coq2). Bases 118 to 1203 code for a protein of 361 amino acids. Gene Ontology annotation, biological process: ubiquinone biosynthetic process. The transcript has a single exon. The record is from RefSeq and is a predicted model, not a curated record. Lineage: Eukaryota; Metazoa; Arthropoda; Insecta; Coleoptera; Chrysomelidae. Gene Ontology annotation, cellular component: mitochondrial inner membrane.